AUGUGGCGCAUCCUUCUUUGCCGACCCAGGGCUGGGAGGUCUGAACCAACCAGACACAGUGAAACAGCUGCAGGAAAGAAACUCCCCCAAGAACAGCAGCAGCAGCAGAAUUGUCCUGCCCUUAAGGGCCUUGCCAAAUUCAAGAAAAGGAAGAAAACUCCCAAGGGAGGUGACCCCAAGGCAAACACCCCUGGGGAUGGUCCUUCAACGGAGGAUACAGCCCAAGACCGUGCUGACCCUGAGCCUCCGGUGCCUUUGCACGCAGUCGGAGCAGCCAGCGUCAGGAGCUUCCCAAGUCCCGAAAACACCGGGGAUCUGCAGAGGCGCUACCAACACCUGGUGCUGGCCCUGGUCUCCAGCAAAUUAAAAAACCAGCAGCUCUGCACUGAGAUCCAACACCUGCAGCAAGAACAAGCCAAAGAGAACGGGAAGAGGGCCCAUGCGCAAGAUGCGCUGCAAACGCAGCUUGUGGAAGUCCACAAGCGGUGGAUCCAGAGGUUGCGUUCCGAAAAAUGCACCUUGCAAUCUGCCCUGGCCCACAUGCAGCAGGUGGCCAAGGAAAGCCACACGGAGCGUGAAGGUCUCAGCAGCCGCCUGCACGCUGCACAGCAGCACAUUGGAGAGCUCGAGGUCGCACUGGCCGCAGUCACCACCCAGCAGCUUGACGCCGAGAAGCAAAACCUACAGCUCACCCAAGACCUCCGUCACGUCACGCUUCAGCUGCAGGCAAAGAGCAGGAGCUGUGAGGAUGCGCAAGCCAUGACCACCGAUCUGCAGAAGCAGCGGGAAGUGCUCUGGGCCCAGAAGCUCCACAUGCAGACCCGAAUUCACAAGCUCCAACGAGCCCUGGAGGAGCGGGCAGUGCUGAGAAGGCAGGGAGCCAACCUGCGAGGCCUCGUGAAGACACUGCAGGCGGAAAGAGACCAGAUUGCGCAGGACCUGAGGAGGGAGAGGGCCGUGUGGGAGGAGAUGGCCCAGCAGCAAGCCGAGGAGCUGAACCAACUGAGAGAGGAGCGAGAACAGGCGCUGAACCAACUGAGAGAGGAGAGAGAGGAGUGGGAGUGGCAGGUGCUGGAACUCCAGGCCAACCAGGAGGAACUGACAGAGCAACUGGCAGCGCUGCAGGCCCCUGCGGGACCACGCCAGGCUGCGCACCAGCUGCAGGCCCAAGCAUCCCAGAUGCAGGAGGAGUUGAAGAACCUGGAGCAACCACUGCACGGCCAGGAGCAGGCAAACCAGAGCCCCCGUCUCCAGAACCUGGAGCAGCAGGAGCAGCUGUGCAGACUGGAGAAGAAGGGCGAGGAGCGGCCCAAGAUGGAUGAGCCCCCGACUUGCACACCUGGGCACGAUGAAGAGCUCAAAGCUCAGCUGGCGCAGCUGCAGGAUCUCAGAGCCACCUGCGAUCGGCACACAGCCGCCAAUCAGCAGCUGAGCUCAGAGAAGGAGGCGCUGCAGCAGCAGGUGCUGAGGCAGACCCAGCUGGGUCUGGAGCAGCUGAGCCAGGAGCCAGUAGACAGCAAGUUGCUGGCCCAGAUGGAAAGGGAAGAGUCGCAGGGCACUCGGAAGCGCCCAGAAGCAACCGGGCAAAGGAAGGAGCAACCGCAGGCCCAGCAUGGCUCCCCUGGUUUCCCUGGAGAAGGGGAAGGAGUGAGCACCGGGAAAGAAAACGGGGAGGAGGCAAGCCCACUCCACAUGAGUGUCCCCGAGGAUGGAGAGAACCCUCAGGUCCUGAGGGAGCUGCACCGCCAAGCACUCUCAGCUGCGGAACCUACAAAGACAAAACUCAGCCAGCAGCCGCAGGAGCAGCGGAGCCAUGGCCUGUGUGCGAAGAGGAGGCAGGACACACAGGUGCCCAAGAGGAAGCUGCAAAUCUGCGUCAUCCCCGACCUGCCUGACAGGGCGGAUUCCCAGAAUCAAGCGGGAGACCUGCAGGGUCCAUGCAGCCGGCUGACACAGCACAUCACAGCCAUGCAAGAGGCCAUCGCUGCCUGGGAAGACCAAAUGGAAACCCUGGCUCAGCUGCAUCGGGAGAAAGAGGAACAUGUCCACCAGCUCUGCGAGGAGAAGGAGAAGGAGGAGGAGGCGCUGCGGGAGCUGCUGCUGCGCCUGGCAGGUGAAGGCCUGGACUCAUCAACCUAG
Perognathus longimembris pacificus (Pacific pocket mouse) is the source of this 2139-nucleotide messenger RNA. RefSeq names its product golgin subfamily A member 2-like. Gene Ontology annotation, biological process: Golgi organization. The transcript has 2 exons. Bases 1 to 2139 code for a protein of 712 amino acids. The record is from RefSeq and is a predicted model, not a curated record. Gene Ontology annotation, cellular component: Golgi cisterna membrane; cis-Golgi network; Golgi cis cisterna. NCBI's taxonomy places the organism in Eukaryota, Metazoa, Chordata, Mammalia, Rodentia, Heteromyidae.